This is a messenger RNA of Cutaneotrichosporon oleaginosum, 2365 nucleotides long. RefSeq lists its product as uncharacterized. Lineage: Eukaryota; Fungi; Basidiomycota; Tremellomycetes; Trichosporonales; Trichosporonaceae. Gene Ontology annotation, cellular component: nucleus; cytoplasm. Gene Ontology annotation, biological process: tRNA methylation. Gene Ontology annotation, molecular function: tRNA binding; tRNA (cytidine-N5)-methyltransferase activity. The record is from RefSeq and is a predicted model, not a curated record.
CCACAAUCAACAACAACCACCACUAACAACAUGGGCAAGCACGGAAAACGCGGCGGUGGCAGAGGAGGACGUCGUGGUGGACCAGCUCCGCGCGGGCGUCCGAACGGUGCGGGCGAGUGGAAGACCAUGAACACCACGGACCUUAAGAACCUCACGUUUGAGGAGUACUACAAGACGCAGGGCAUCGUGCCGGAGGCCGAGUGGGAGGACUUCCUCAGUUCGCUCAAGACCGAGCUCCCGACAACGUUCCGCGUCACUGGGAGCCGCGCACACGCCGACACCAUCAAUAACCUCAUCAAGGACGUCUAUGUCCCUACUAUGCACGAGGUCGAGCUUGACGGCAUCACGUACGACCCCCCCAAGCCGAUCGUGUGGUACCCCGGCGGGCUGGCAUGGGAGAUUGCCGCGCCGAAGCGCGUUGUGCGCAAGAACGAGGCAUUCAAGAAGUUCCAGAAGUUCCUGGUUGGCGAGACGGAUGUGGGGAACCUCAGCCGCCAAGAGGCCGUGAGCAUGAUUCCGCCCCUGCUGAUGGACGUUGAACCUCACCACCGCUGUCUCGACAUGUGCGCUGCGCCGGGAUCCAAGACUGCGCAGAUCAUCGAGGCGCUCAACCCGUACCACACUGAAUCGACUGGCCUCCUCAUCGCCAACGAUGCCGAUUACAAGCGCACACACAUGCUCGUGCACCAGACGGGGCGCAUGCCUUCAAAGGGCUUACUCGUGACCAACUGCGACGCGAGCAUGUUCCCCAACAUCUCGCUCGGCAACAACGAGACGCUCAAGUUUGAUCGCAUUCUCGCCGAUGUGCCGUGCAGCGGCGACGGCACGAUGCGCAAGAACAUGGAGAUCUGGAACAAGUGGAUGCCCAGCGACGGUAACAGUCUGCAUAUCAUCCAGCUGCGUAUCCUGCACCGCGCCAUGAACAUGCUCAAGCCUGGAGGCCGCCUCGUCUACUCGACCUGCUCUUUCAACCCAUCCGAGAACGAGGCGGUCGUCGCGGCAGCGCUCAACGCACACCCCGGCGAGUUCUCGAUCGUUGACGUUUCGGACAAGCUCCCUGGUCUCAAGCGCCGGCCGGGAAUUUCGUCGUGGAAGGUGGGCACCAACGGGCCCGAGGGGACGGUCUAUCACGAGACAUACGAGGCCUACAAGGCGGACCGGGAUGCGUCGUUGACCGAGGAGGACAAGCGGCAGAAGAAGGAGCUCGCGUCGACUUUGUGGGCUCCGGAGAACGCUGGAGAGCUCGGCUUGGAACGCGCCCUCCGUCUUCUCCCGCACGACCAGAACACGGGCGGAUUCUUCGUGUGCGUCCUCGAGAAGGCCGGCACACCCGUCACGUCGUCUGCCCCCAAGGUAGACAUCGACGCCUUGCCUGAGAUGGACGACGUUGAGGCAACCGACGAGAAGGGGUCGCUAAGCCUUAAGCGCGCGCUCAGCCCCUCUGCUGAGGGCGCCGACGGGACUGAGCCUCAGGCCAAGAAGCCAAAGGCUCCGGGUCAGGCGCCGAAGAAGAAGGAGCGCCCGGACCUCGCUUUCCGCGAGGAUCCGUUCUCUUUUGUUGACCCGGCGCACGAGGAGGUCGGCAUCAUCAUCGACUGGUUCGGGCUGUCUGAGUCGUUCCCCCGCAACAACCUUCUUGUGCGGAACGCGGACGGUUCCCCGCAUCGGACGCUGUACAUUGCCUCGGACCUCGUCAAGGCUAUCGUGGAGAACAACGAUUACACGCGGUUGCGCAUGAUCUCGGCCGGCAUCAAGUCAUUCAUCCGCCAGGACUCGCAAGCGCGGGUCGACAUCCCGUGCAAGUGGCGCGUGAGCGGCGAUGGCAUCGACGAGGUGCUCAAGUAUGUGCCCGACGAGCGUGUCGUGCCGGCGACAGUCGCAGAGCUAUUCACGUUCCUUGAGAACAUGUACCCGCCGAUCGACAGUUUUGCGCCGCCGUUUAAGACGCACCUCGAAGAGGCACAGCUCGGUAACAUGCUCGUGCGCUUCGCCGCGGGCGAGGACGAGGCGAGCGGCGGCAGGCUCGCCCUCCCCCUUGACAUGCCUGUGUGGAAGGCUAAGCAGAGCAUGUCGCUGCUGAUCGACAAGCGCGAGAAGAGCGUGCUCUCCAACCGCGUGUUUGGGCGUGACAUCUGCAACCCAGUGCCUUUUGUCAAGCGCUCCAACGCCGGCACUGAGGCGAGCUCGACAGCCGCGAGCGGGACUGCCACGCCCGCCACUGGCGACGAGGAGGCCACCCUCAACACCCCUGGCAUCGAGUCCAAGCUCCGGACUGAGAUUACAGGCGCAGAGGAGGGCCAGGAUGAGGUCAAGGAGGCUUAGACGUGGCAGGGAAUCUCGUGUAUGCAUAUGAGUUUCGGCAGAG